GGGGUUGAAUGACCCUGUCGCGUGACCGUUAGGCUACUAACAGUUUUCACUUGUCAUUGAGCAUGGACUGAGGCGCGCUGCUAUUUGAAGAUAGCACGACUAUCGUUUCAUCGACUUGUCAUUUAUUUUAAACACUGCUAUUUACUUAAUAGCACUUGUUCCGUACAGAUUUCCCUCAUUACUCAGAAGAGCGAUAUUCAAACUGGGAUGGCGGAGGCUCAGGCCUUUGUGACCCUGGCCACCACAGAUGCCUAUAGCAUGGGAUGUUUAGUGGUAGGCAAAAGUUUGCGCAGGCAUGGAACAUCAAGGAAGUUAGUGGCUAUGGUUUCCCCCAACGUUUCCAGAGCAUCAAGAUUGGCCCUGGAGGACGUGUUUGAUGAAGUUGUAGUGGUAGAUGUUUUGGACAGUAGAGACAAGACUCAUCUCACCUUGCUGCGACGUCCUGAACUGGGGGUCACCUUCACCAAACUCCACUGCUGGACCCUUACACAGUACAGCAAGUGUGUGUUCUUGGAUGCAGACACACUUGUACUGUGUAAUGUUGACGAGCUGUUUGAAUAUGAAGAAUUGUCUGCUGCACCAGAUCCAGGCUGGCCGGAUUGCUUCAACUCUGGGGUAUUUGUGUUUAGGCCCUCCCUGAAUACCCAUACCCAAAUACUGGAACACGCUGCACAGCACGGCAGCUUUGAUGGAGGAGACCAGGGCAUAUUAAACACUUUCUUCAGUGACUGGGCAGUGAAAGAUAUCAGAAAGCAUUUACCAUUUGUGUACAACCUCACAGCCGCUGCCGUUUACACAUAUCUACCAGCAUUUCAGCAGUAUGGCCACCAUGCAAAAAUUGUCCACUUCCUGGGUGGGACUAAGCCCUGGCACCUUUCAUAUGAUCCACAGGCUGCCAGUGAGUCAUCUUUAUGCGAUUCCAGCAAGAACUUUCCACAAUUUAUGAAUUUAUGGUGGGUGGAGUACUACAGUCAAAGACAGCUACAAUUUAAGAAGGAUGACAAGAAUGAAGACUAUUCAGUGCAGCAGUCUGUUUCUCCACAGACACAUCAGACUCCAUCACAAAGCCAAAAGAGCAGCACUGAAGCCCACCACAGAGAGAUGAUGAUGCCCUCUCUACCUCUGGCUUUGGACUCACUAACAAUCAGCUCUAGCUCAUCUGAAGAGUCCGAGGAAUCGAAUAUUCUCUUUGAUGUCCUGUCUGAUGGGGAGACUGAAGAGACUCCUGCAGUCAGCCCUCCAUCUGAGCACACAGAACCAGAGAGUACUGAUGAUUCUGCCACAGCCACUGGAGAAGCUGCUGCUGUUGUGACAGAAAUGGAUGACCUGGAGCAUCGACGUAUGUGGGAGGAAGGUCGCGCUGAUUAUAUGGGUAAAGAUGCCUUUAACAACAUCAUGAGGAAACUUGACCUGUUCCUCGAUUAAUUUUGUGUGUAAGUGUUUGAUGUGUGUUUAUGAGAUUAUAUAAAAUAUUAUCUCUAUAUAGUUUUGUUUUUACUGUAUAUCCGUCAUCGUCACAGCCGUUACAUUUUUCCCUCCUUAGAUAUAGCUGUUUUUCUACCUCUGUUGUGUAUUUGCCACAAUCACUGGAUCAUAUCAAAAAUACUCUGAAAAAUGUCUCAUAUAUAAAUGUAAACAUCUAGAUCAGGGGUGUCAAACUCAAUUCCUGGAGGGUCGGAGCCUUGCAGAGUUUAGUUUCAACCCUAAUUAAACACACCUGAUCCAACUUAUCAAGUCUUUCAGGCUAAUUUGAAAACUAAAUAUGUGCAGUAUGUGUAGGUGUGUUGGAGAGGGUUGGAACAAAACUCUGCAGGGCUCUGGUUCUCUGGGAAUUGAGUUUGACACCCCUGAUCUAGAUGAAAAAAUCUAGUAAUUCAGUUUGUGUAUUAUGAACCUACACGUGAUAAGAUCUGUCUGUAUGAUUUAGCCUUUGUUGUGAUCUUUUGUUUGCAGUUUUCCUAAAGAACUGAGUGUAAAUAUGCUCUAUAGCUGUUAAGGGAGGCAUUUGACUUACUGUUUCAAAUCAAUUAUUUUAGAAUUAAUCAGUUAUUAUUAAAUCAUGAGAAAAGAACUGAAAGAAUGAUUUAGUAUUUAUUGUCAAUGUCCAACAAAAAUCAUGUAAAAAGAAGAGGAAAUGUGCUUUAACAAUGGUUUUCAAAAUGUCUUUCUUUUUAGUGCACAACAGCAAAAUUGCCAUUUCUUGCCACUAGAGGUCAGUCUAUAAACUCUCUCUAGCUUUAACACCUCCACAAACUCCACUGGCAGAGCAUAACAGUUGGAGUUUGAAAAGCUUUAAAAGACGAUGAAAUACAAUCAUAAAGGUAUUAUACCUCAGAGUUUUAUAAAACAUAUUUAUCUCUCUCCAGAGAUGCUUAACACAACCCUGUCUCCAAAUGUUAUCUGCCAGACACCACAAACUUUUAUAGUAAGCAAACUUAGUGGCCAGACAAAGUCAAAACCAGUUCUAUGAUGGAAUCUUGUUUUUAAACCCUUGUUCCACAUGUUUUAAUAUUACAUCCAUGUAUUACCCUCUGGCUCUGCCUUGUUAACAUGACAGCUCUUUGAAGUCAUGAACUAUUUAUGCUUAUGUUACUCUGUCAAUUAGAGAACAUCUUUAAUUUGAUUUGGUUCAAUAAAUCAUGCAAUUCUUGGUAUAUAGAGGUCCUCCCUUCUGAAAGAUCUCUCUCUCUCUUUAUAUGCUCUAAACUGAGCACAAGAGAGGUCUAAGUGAAAUCUAAAUGUGUAUUUUAACCAUACUUUUAUGUCCAUCAACAUAUGGACCUGGACAAAAACUCUUUCACUAUGACUCUUUUUAAUAGUUCAGCAAUCUGAAGACUACCUGUGCUGUGUCUCACAGUCUGGUACAUACCCAUGUACCACGAAACGAAGUAAACAGUGCUGCCAUAA
Messenger RNA from Cyprinus carpio (common carp), 2907 nucleotides. RefSeq names its product glycogenin 2 (gene gyg2). Gene Ontology annotation, molecular function: glycosyltransferase activity. Gene Ontology annotation, cellular component: cytoplasm. NCBI's taxonomy places the organism in Eukaryota, Metazoa, Chordata, Actinopteri, Cypriniformes, Cyprinidae. The record is from RefSeq and is a predicted model, not a curated record.